Ostertagia ostertagi is the source of this 417-nucleotide messenger RNA. The record is from the annotation of a GenBank genome assembly. Lineage: Eukaryota; Metazoa; Nematoda; Chromadorea; Rhabditida; Trichostrongylidae.
AUGGUCGGUGUCAUGGUGAACUGCGCUCUUAUUGGCCAGUCAGGAUUGGUACAACGGAUAUGGCCAGAUUUGAGUUGGGGUGGACAGAUUUUGAUUGUUGUCGUGUUGGAGCACAUUAUACUAGCGUCGAAGAUCUUCAUUGAUUUGGCUGUGCCAGAUGUCCCGUACUGGAUACGAAUAGAAACAGCUAAACAAGAGCACUACCGUCGGGAAGCGUUCAAGCGAGAGUCCAGAAUGUUGUCCUCGAACCGGACAAGCUGCGACUCUUCACCCGGCGCUGAUCCUUUCAAUGAUCUGAGACAUCAUCGCUCCUUGGCUGAGAACCGUCUCCAACGGAGGAGCGUCACACCUGCGUCUCGAAUAAACGCAGUCAAACGGGAACGUGAUAGUCACGACAGUAAUUGCAUCGACGAUUAG